UAACGCCUCUUUCUUCCGAACGACCGACGAAGGUGAGUCUCGCCCGUUGCCUCGCCGACAUCGGCCAGGUGAACAAUGUCAAUGGUCGGUUGCGAACAACGAUGCGAAGUGUGCGGCGCACGCUCACGUCGUCUCGGACGUAUCCGCUGUCGGGGUUGCCCGCGACGGUGGUCUUCGCGGACACCGCGAGCGGUAAGAGGAUAGGGGUGAAAAGAAUACGGGAUACGCGUGGAUUUGGUACACCUGUGGAGGAUCGGUCGACCCUCGUCGAGAACGCGUCGCCGAACCGUCGAGAAAGGGGGGGGUGAGGAGGGCUUUUGGUCUCGGAUUACCGCCUUGUCCGGGAUCUUGUUACCGGAACCGGAUACCGCACUCUCCUUCAUUGUACCGCAUCGCUUCUGUCUCGGGUGUGUUCUAACGGGGGGAGUUUUUUUUCCAGGCGCUGACGUUGCUUUUGCCCGGCCCACCGCACCGGCGUCGGAGCCUUCCGAGGCUUCCCUUCGCCGUCGUAGGAUGCCAAGUUCAAGUUACAAAACGCCGGAGUAUCGACGCGACAUCCGCGAGUCUGCGAAUCUAAUUCUCACGAUAGCGUCGCGUGUCUGGGAAAUGUGAAAUUCGCACGUGCGUCACCCGCGGAUCUUGUUCGAUCCGCGAGCUCCCGCGCCUUCGCAAGGGGGGUCGAGUCUCGGCCGUUCGCCCUGCAGGAUUGGUGUGCGGUCCCUCGUUGGUUGAGAUUGUCGUGGUUCGCGAUCGGUUAACGGCUAACUUUGCGGUGUAAAAGUGGACCGAGUCGAGUAACGAGCGACAAGUGGAUAAUAGGGAUUUAGAUUUCCGAGUCGGGUCGUCGUUUGCUCGUGCCCACUUCGAGCUUCGAGCCUUUGCGCUUCGCGCUUCGAACCGGGACACUGACCUUUGCGACGCGACGUCUGACGUUGCGACGUACAACAACAUUGCCAACGAGGGAUCUCGAUUGUAAUUUUUCGAAAAGAGCGCUCGUACAACGCGAUAACAGAGUUUUCCCCAUCCCUUCGAACUUGGGGGUGUCCUUUGAAAGAAUUCUACGAAUAGCGACAACGCUGAUUCCGAUUGUACCCGUAAACCGGUGGCGUUCGUCGAUUUGCAACAAAAAUUACUCGUUUUAAUUUUUGAAAAAUCGUCGUCGUCCGAUCGGCUCCUUCGUUACCGUCCGCGGAGUUCAUUUUUUUUUCCAAUCAUUCGCGUACGAGACGUUGUUUCCCACGUUUGCCCGGAGAUGGAGCCGCACAACGAAACGAUCGCGUGUCGCGAAAGUUGUCACCGAGUACAUGGAAUUUACAAGUUGACCGAAUGUUUUCGAAUAUUAAAAAAUGUUAAAACCAGCGGUAAUUCGGACCUUCCGAGUACUCCUCGAAUCGCCAUGCGUGGGUAUACCUCGAUCGUUUUUCGAGUACCCGGGGCACCCGCAUAUCGUCAAGGAUGGAUCGAACGUUAUCCCGAUACUUCGCAGAGUUGCACGAACGAGAAGCUGAUGGUACGUACGUACGUACGAAGCGGUAGGUAAUGCACGCCUGCAAUCCGAGUAUGUAUGCAUACAAAAUAUAAUGCAGGUCAGUCUCUUCGUAAACGGAUUCGGACGAUACGAACACGCGCGAUCAAUUCUAAUUAUUCUUCUUCCUUUUCCUGCUCAAAGACCUCCGACGACGGAGAAUUAUAAUUAAUUAUCGCUGUCGUUACGACGAGAAAAAUGAAAUGAGGAUGGAUAAAAAAAAAAAACCAUCUCCACGUUGAUUUUGAUUGUAAUUCUUUUUUUUUUUUCUCUCAGAGUCUCCGACCGGUUUCAACGAUUUUCCCCUUGCAAUUACAGCCGACGUGAAUAAUUCUUCCGUUCGUCGAAUUUGAUCGUGAACUUGAGAAUCGGAGGUACAUUAAUUUUUCUUCGUUAUUGCCUUUUUUAUUUCGAAAAUAUUUCAGUAGCGGUUUUUUUGAUCGAACAAAAAUUCGUAUUACUCCGACGCUGGAAUCGAAUCCAUCCUCUCGUUGGCUGGUGGAAAUACAGAUAUGUAUAAUAUCUAUUAGACGGAGGGACUUGAGGGGCUCUUUUUAAGAUAAAGAGAUAAUGAGAAAAACUAACAAAAGGUCUCGACGAUUCACGACCUCUUUUCUAUCUCGCGUACACGAAUAUCUGUGAAAAGAGAAAGAAACGAGCUGCGACGAAAAAUGACGAAAUAAGAAGAAAAGAGGCAAACAAGCUGAUUGUCGAAUCUACGGACACGGUCGCAUGAUUUUCAGAAUUUUUCAGAACCACGAGAUGGGAAAGAUCAAGUAGACCAGCUUGUUUCAAUAGCGGUUUCGUUGACGUUGGUAAUUGCGGCGUGAAUAAACCCGUCGGUUAUUGAAUGAAGAAUGAUUCAAUUAAAUGCAAGGUCAAUAUGCGAAUAAGUUCAUCUGGUUUAUAUGGUUAUGCCGAUGCUGUAGAGUUCAACUGGGCGUGAGGAAUCAGAUUGAAAACAAAUUCGUCGAGUGAAGAUCGAGAAGACUGUUUGGAAAAUGGAUUCAGGUGUAUUGAAAAGCGCUGGGGAAAAUUCAGCUCUUUUCUUUCUGUCGAGUGACUCCGUGACCCGCGCUACUCGACUGGACUCGAACGCGUCCUCCGUUAAAAGGGAUGGACACGUUAUCACGCGCAAGACCGUUGACUGAAGAUCUUCUUUGGAGACGGAGGAGGACAAACAAAUUGGCAUUAACUCGCUGGACCGCUCUGCUCUCCGUUCUACUCGUCUCUGCCAUGCUCUGUCCUUUUUUCUCACUGCUUCCCACUUCACAGAAACGCUCUUCCUCAUACUUUUCACCCUUAAUCUGUUUAUCGCUCUUGCGAUGGUUCUGGGUCGCCUGGAUCUCCAGCAGUAUCGGUUUAAAACGAGUGUCCGAAAUAACCCAAAGGAAUUUUCCGAGGAAGUCGGAGUUGAUGUGCAUACAGGGGGUUCAACGAUGCGACUGCCAAAUAUGCUGAUGAACCUCAACCCCCGUGGUUUCGUGUAAUGAAAUUUAGACUUCAGGAUUUUUACUGCAAUUCGACGCCUCGAAUUGACGACUACAUAUUUUAACGUGCUUCUCUUUCUUCCUUCUUCAAAUAUUUACAUAUUUUUAGUUUUCAACUGAAUAUCAGAUUAUCGCAGAAUUAUAUUUCUGUAGCAACAGCGGAAUCUCAGGGUCUUAGUUAACGAUGCGAUCUUUAUAGUUCACUAUGCAACCGCGCAUGACCAUAACUGCAGGCAUUACUCUGCAACUCCAUAAGAAUUUCUUAUUGCAAUAAUGCGAAAAUAUUAAAGUUGCAGAGAGAACUUUCGAAAUUUUAUCGAUUCGCUACCACUUUAAUGGGUAACGAACGCUAUUUCAAACAGUUCUUUGGCAUGUGUCUUUAUGAAAUAUUAUGAUAUUACUGCAUCAAAAGCCGAGUAAGAAUUCCUUUUUUGCAGCACCUGCAGCAGCAGCAGCAGCAGCAGCAGCAGCAGACCUGAAACAUGAUUUUAUGGCAUCUUUAUAAUGUGGAGAUCACAAGUUGAGCUGGGAUACCGAGGCAUUAUUCUUCGAUAGUUGAAUAAGUACAUCGAUUUUCCUUGACGGGGAUCAACACGCGACUUGCCAAGAUUUUCAAGUAUCUCCGGUACCUCGAAGGUCUCGAGGUUUCCUUGAGUCUAUUUCCUGAUUGAAAACCUUUCUACCAACCGAUCUGUCUGUAACAGGAGGGAUAAAUUUCACGAGAUGAAUUUCAAAGGAUGGCCUAUUGCCCUUCUAUUAAUAACGACUUACUAGUCAAGAUCGAGGUAGCUGUAGCACAUCCGGUAGGUCCAUGACCGACAACGAUGAACUUGAGGAUGUUUGCAAAUCGAAUAUUUCCAAGAUUAAUCACAUACAGUUCCCAGGCUGCAGGCAUUUUAGCACCUCUGACCAUUCCGCCUGCACAUAUAGCUGUGCUUUACUAUUUUUGGCCAGAAUUCUCACGCAAUGUUGACAAACGUUACUGUUCGUGCUCGUGCUGGGAUACUGUCUUUAAAGGUUCAUAUGAAUCCGGCGUUGCCUCUUAUAAACACAUGUAUUUUAACGCCACAAUCAACACUAUCAAAAUAUGGUGUAUGAUAGUUUUUGGCAUAAUCGCCUUUUAUGAAAUUAUCAAACAUCUAGCUUGGCUGGCUAUGCAUUUUCGAUUGAGAAUCGGGAUGUUGAUACUUUUUUGUACUGCAGUAUUUUCUCACUACUAUUCGUGGUGGGUGUACAUAAAUUACUGGAACGACGAUUUUUACUCGCAAUGGUACCAUCAAUUAUUUUUCACUGCUACCGAAUUAUUGUCAACCAUUUUCGUCGUCCAUUUGGCAGACGUUCUGAAUCCGAUCACACAUAAAAAAGCAUUUGUUAUCGUUGCAAUUGCGGUUAUGCACAUCUUGGCUGGUAGUUGGGACCAGUUUAUUACAAAUGUUGUCCGAGGAGAAGGAUACGCUCAUCAGGUCAUUCGGGAUCUAGGCUUCAUGAUCCCCGAUAUUCUCCAUGUCGCGAUACCAUUGUGGUCCAUGGAGUGGCGUAGCAUGUACAGCUUGCCUGGUGGUAGCCCAGGCAUACGGAACAUCAGGAGAGACCUCAUUUACGUUUCAGGGAUGGUCGUAAUCGGAUUAUGCUUUUGUGCUUUUAUGUAUGGCAAGGAUUGAGGAGCUUGUAAACGAUACUUGAAAUUGAACAUUUGCUCAUCCAGAAAGUGAAGUAAUGGCAGGAUGAAAUGGAAACCCUCCGUGUUACAGGUACUGAAUUCUUGUUGGGUAAAAAUAGAAUAACUCCCUUAGGAAAGUUCAUGUGGGACUGAUUAUUAUAUUACCGAUGCAAAGAUUCUAAUUUGAAUCAAUAGCGUAGUACUAUAACGUAGUGUGAAGAGGUGGGAGGAUGCUGUCGUAUGUGAAGGGACAUAGUAGAUGACCGGAUGAUAAUUGCAAACCAAAGAAUAUAUAUACAACCUACCCCAACCUCAACUCACAUUGAAUUUUGAUCAAACUUUGAAAUCAAUUCAAAGAUGAUUUUACCUAGAAAUAUGUAGUUACUUAACAAUGCAUUGAAGGUUCAGUAGUUGACAUACAUUGUAGCUGGCCAUCCCUGCUAAUAGUAAACCAUUCGAACGUCGCUGUUUGAUAGAUGUUUGAUUACAACGUUGACUUCAUACAAUGUGAUAAGAAUGAUUAUAUGUAUAUUGCUGACCGCCAUAGAAGACGCUGAGAAAAAAUAAUAUGGUGUUAACCACUGACGAAAUCAAACUUGGAUUUUGUAAGAUCUAAUCGAAUUCAUCGAGCCGUAGUUCAUUGUUACUAUCAUGGAUUAGUAUGUAGCAGUAUAGCAGAACUAAAUAGAUUAUCAUUGUGACAUCUGUUGCGGGCUCGAUAGAAAAUUGUAAAUAAGUCAGUGUUUCAAACAGUUAGUGUGUUACUUGCAGACGCGAACUGAAAUAAAAACGAAUCACAAUUUUUUAUACAGCGUCUAUUUUAUGUCGAACACGCAACUGAUGUAGUUAUUACCAGAAUGAUAACCGCUGAAAAUAGUACGUAUAACGCGUUUCGCUUCACAAUUUAUCAUUGAUUUGAACUGACUUUUAGAAGUCAUUGCCAAUAUCUUGCAUCUUUUCAUAUCUUGAUCACAGUUGGACCUACUUGAUAUUAACUAUGCUCCAGAGUUAAAUCUUGAGCUACUCAUUUUCUGUUUACAUUUUUCAUUCUCUGAUAUGGAAAUUCUGUAUUUAUUCCAGCAAUUCAAAAUAAUUUGAGUACUGUUGUACUCAAUUAUCGAGACACUAAUUCUUUUGCAAUACAUCUUUGUGACCACAAACCAUUUUUACCUCUUGGUUGAUAAAAAUAUGUUUUUUCGCAAUGGCUGAUGCGGUCAUGUAUCUAGCAUCAAACCAAGUCAAAACUUGUUGCGAAUUUGAAAUCCACUUGUAUUAGUACAGAUGCUCUUUUCAGUUGAACUUUUUUCUGAAUGUUUUAUUCAUUUGAAAUUGGUUUAAACAUAAAUUCACUUUGAGAAGUUGUGCAUGUAAAGCUCGAACUGCACGCGCUCUUGAUGACUAUUUUGUUCUGAAUGCCCUUUCAGUGAAACUUUUAAGUUCUUCGCAUAGGAUUUCUCAAUGGAUGAUCGAAGCUGAAAAAAAUGUGAACAAUUUUUCAACAGUUCUAAGAAAGAUUAACCACAUCUGAUGUCACUGAGUGUGUGUUUAUACUUACCGAAUCAGGAUUGUGGUAUAAAAUAAUAUGGUCAUGUCAUUUUUAUGUGGAUUAUAGAUUCCAUGCCAUUCUGUUGAAUACUCUUAUUAGCAUCUCUAACGACCCUGGACUUCGAAUAUUACUUCAUACGUUCAAUUCUGCCACGAUUCGAAACCAAUUUUCUUCUAAGACUAACCAACAUCUGGAAAAUCUUCACAAAUCAUUCUUAUAUUUUCAUUGCAAAUUCCCAAUAAUUUUACUUACUUGCUCAUAUAACUAAAUGCAUUAGACCAUGUAGUGAAAUACUAUAAAGUCUACAAGCUGCACGUUUAAGAAGAGGAUGCUGUGUUUUCAUUUUUCAGAGAUAUAUUUUUAAUCGAUCGGAAGUCAAAGGGUGUCGAGUAACGACCCUUGGAAGGUAUGCCGAUGAAAAAAAAAAAAGUGAUCAUUAGGGUAAAAUAUUAUAAAGCAAAAGAGUUCAAUAAGCGCUCCUUUGUGCGUACAUUCUUUGGGCGAGUAUCUAUUUGCUGUAAUAUGGGGCGUAUGCUUUUGUUGCUUUUCUAUCGUCCUUUUCCAAUCUAACAAUAAAAUGAUUCACAUUUACAUGAAACUGCGUUGCCAGUCCAAACACUUUGUGAUUUCUGAAAUAACAGCAACGUCAGGCAUUCAGUACCAUCAGAUAAUCAAUAUUCAUAAUAUCAAUAUUUUCGUUCAUUUUCCUAUUCAACGAAACAGUUGUGAAACAUUUAUUAUCUGGUUUUUUCGCUUUGCUUUUUCAAUGACUGGUUCGAAGAAUUAUUUUUACACACGCGAAAUACGUGUUCGCUUCGCAGUGAGGAAUGUAAUGAAAGAAUUUUGAGUAACUUAUAAUUCUGUUACGAAUAAAAACUUGGACAAAAACUUUUGUAAAAAUUUCAAGAAAUAUAAAGAAACAACCCUUAAUU
This is a messenger RNA of Athalia rosae (coleseed sawfly), 7153 nucleotides long. RefSeq lists its product as uncharacterized. The record is from RefSeq and is a predicted model, not a curated record. The transcript has 9 exons. The coding region runs from base 3840 to 4676 and encodes 278 amino acids. NCBI's taxonomy places the organism in Eukaryota, Metazoa, Arthropoda, Insecta, Hymenoptera, Athaliidae.